UACACACAAUAAAACACCAGAAUAAAACGUAACAAUGGCAGUUGCCCAGAAGUUCGUUGCAGUGUUUCUGGUGUCCAUGUUUGUCCUCGUCGUCCACACUGACGCCUCUGUUUCUCCGGUUUACAGGAAAUGUUUCGAUUCUUGCUUUCCCGCUUGCAUAAGCAAGGCAAAAGACACAAAAGACAUCAUCAGAUGCGAGAAGGGUUGUGACAUCGAUUGUGCCGUCAAGGAUUUUAAAGCCAAGCUGAACGCCAUUAAGGCUCGAAGUGGAAGCAACAAGCAUAAGCAGUGACGGGGAAAAACUCUAGAAGAUCGAAUAAUACAGUAAUAUAUUAUAUUUAAUGUGAAACAUUAUAGAGUUUCUAAAACUCAUUUUUAUUGAGUUGAAGUCAAGAUCAUAUUUUGAAAUAGUGGUGGUUUUCUCAUCACCCCUAUCAUGAAAGACUGUAUGUCACUUUUUUGACAGUUGAUAGUAAAGCUCAUGUUUCACUUUCUUAUGCAAUAAAAUCAAAAUUUAAAAAGUA
Molecule: messenger RNA, 524 nt
Organism: Ipomoea triloba (trilobed morning glory)
Lineage: Eukaryota; Viridiplantae; Streptophyta; Magnoliopsida; Solanales; Convolvulaceae
Product: major pollen allergen Ole e 6-like
Exons: 2
Coding region: 35-292 (85 amino acids)
Source: RefSeq, a predicted model, not a curated record